Messenger RNA from Rhizopus microsporus ATCC 52813, 729 nucleotides. RefSeq lists its product as uncharacterized. Lineage: Eukaryota; Fungi; Mucoromycota; Mucoromycetes; Mucorales; Rhizopodaceae. The transcript has a single exon. Bases 238 to 492 code for a protein of 84 amino acids. The record is from RefSeq and is a predicted model, not a curated record.
CUACCACACCAAGCAGCGUACAAGAUAAUUGCGAUAUUCAAUAGAUAAAGGGAAGAGGCUAACUUGUACAUUUAAAAAGAUGUAGAAGCAAAUGAUGCUGGUGCUUCCGAAGAACAAGGCUUGUGUCCUCCGUAUUCGACUGUCGAGAAAAGCGACAAUAAUGGGGAAAGGUAAGCUCAUCAACCAACAUCAGGAUGAAAAUAUCUUACAACGUUGCUUAUAUAUAAUAUUCUAGUGAUGCUAAUCUCGUUGACGCGGCUACUAUAUGUUCCCAGACUACUGGUCGCUUUGAGCAGCAAGGCAAGACAAAAUAUGCUGGGCCUUGUUUUUGUGUGUGUAGAUGUCUUCUGGUUAUUACAACUUUAUGCAGAUUUCGACAAAUUUUUAUUGAAGCUCCCCGCCCAAAUUUCCUAUAGUGCAUACUACUCGUAUAGUUCCAGACAUGCUCCUUACUGUCAAAAUAUAAUACGUUCAAUCAAUAGUACAAUAUAAGGUUAAGCCAUAUAUGACGGCAAAUUCUAUAAAGAAGGUUUACUAGGGCCAUCUAUCUAGUGUUUAUUCAGCUUUACUACAAAUAAGCCAUCUUUAGAGAUUCCGUGUCAUCAAAUUUUUCUUAGAGACCUUAUGAUAAAAAGAAUAGAUGGACCAAUCCUGUCAUUGCAUAUUUUACCACCACCAUUAUUCGAAUUGUAUCCACUUUUGUGUUUAUGUCAAUGUAAUACAAACGGU